Molecule: messenger RNA, 1870 nt
Organism: Plectropomus leopardus (leopard coralgrouper)
Lineage: Eukaryota; Metazoa; Chordata; Actinopteri; Perciformes; Serranidae
Gene: ranbp1
Product: RAN binding protein 1
Biological process (GO): positive regulation of mitotic centrosome separation; nucleocytoplasmic transport
Cellular component (GO): centrosome; cytoplasm; nuclear pore
Molecular function (GO): GTPase activator activity
Source: RefSeq, a predicted model, not a curated record
UAGGAAAUUCGGCGCGCGAAAGCUGUAGCAGGAAGUGAGUGUCGGAGGGGAAACGGCGGCCAGUCUGGUAUUUGAAUCUAUCAAACUACUUCCAUAAUCUACAAACAUCUACAAUAAUAUGGCAGACCCAAAGGACCAGGAAGAACACGACACCACUGCAGAUAAUGCAGAGGACUCUAAUCAUGAUCCCCACUUUGAGCCCAUCGUGUCCCUUCCUGAGCAGGAUGUGAAAACAUUAGAAGAGGAUGAGGAGGAGCUCUUUAAAAUGCGGGCUAAACUAUAUCGUUUUGCCUCUGAGAACGACCCACCAGAGUGGAAGGAGAGAGGAACAGGUGACGUCAAGCUGCUGAAACACAAAGAGAAGGGCUCAAUCCGCCUCCUGAUGAGGAGAGAUCGAACUUUGAAGAUUUGUGCCAAUCAUCACAUUAUGCCCAGCAUGGAGCUGAAGCCCAACGCUGGCAGUGACAGGGCAUGGGUGUGGAACACACUAGCAGAUUAUGCUGAUGAGUGCCCCAAACCUGAACUCCUGGCAAUACGAUUUUUAAAUGCAGAAAAUGCUCAGAAGUUCAAGGGGAAGUUUGAUGAGUGCAAGGAGGAGGUCAGAAAAAGUCUAGAGGGAACAGGCAACACUGAUAGCGCAAACAAAGUGGCAGAGAAGCUGGAGGAACUCUCUGUAAAGGAUAAGGCAUCCGAAGGAAAGGAAUCGGUCAAAAAGGAGACCGAGAAGAAAGAAGACGAGAAAAAGGAGGUGAAGGCUGAGGAGAAGAAUUGAGAACCCGGAACUUGCUUUGCUGAUCUUCAAUUUAUCAGUUUUUCCUCUUUUUCUACAAUAGACUCUAAAUGAACUGAAUUUGGACACUUGCAUAUUAUUAGUUUUUUUUAUCUGUUUUGCCUCAAGAUCACAAGUCCUUGAUGCCACUGUGGGGAAAAUACAAGAUAGUGAAUUUAUGAGAAAAAAAAAGAGAAAACAAAGCCCCCAACCCCUUUUCCCCUCUUUGCACCAUGGAAUGCCACGCUUUCCAUCCUUGUCAUCUACAGUUCAAUGUUACAUUUGACAAACUGUGAAAAGAGGCUUGUGAUAGUGAUAAUUCCCACAUUGGGGUAUUUUUUUUUUUGUUUUGUUAUUCUGAAGCAGAGUUUGUUUGGAGGGGGAGAGGAUAAUGUAGCCUGCUUGUUAGCAGCACAGGGUCAGGGACCAGGCAUUAUGGAGGUGCAUUACACAUACAAAAUCCCAUGAUGCAGCUCAGUGGGCCUUAUUACCUUGUCCACUGUCCAUGCUUCCACUGUUAGAGACAGCAAGUAAGGCGAAGACUUCUCAGUGGAUGCCUUGUAGAAGUAGUUCUUUCCUUGUUUCCUCUUUUCAUUAGUUCUGUCGGGAACUGGCUAGAAGAGGAAUCCACUCCACACUGUUGAGGGCCAUCAGAUGGCGCGCUGCAGAUCGCAGUGUCCACUGAUAGCUGACUGAUUAGGAGAUCAGAUGCACUUAGCAAAGCAUUUCAUCUUUUUCCUUUUGUUUUAAUUAUCUGGAAAGCAUCAAGUCCAAAGUCAACGGUUCAUCAGAAUUUGGUGCAGCUGCGCUCUGACUUAAGUUCCUCACCAAGGAAAUCCAGUUUGUAUUCUUUAGAUCAUAACAUUCCCAGACUUUAAGCAUGUAGAGUAUAUGUAACAGAGUGUGCCCUAUCUGAUCUGUGUGCUCACCACCCUAUCCUUCUCUUCCCACUAAUUGAGUUCUUAACCUUGCCUCUAAAGUGCAUCUAAGUGCCAGUGCAUCUGUAAAUACAUGUAUAUGGAUGAAAUGUUGCUUUUCAUUUGCACUCAAAUGAUUUGAAAUGUUUCCUCCACCUUCGAAUAAAAGCUGUCAAAGACCAAA